AUGGCUAACCAUAAAUCUCCUCUGAGAGACCGACUGCUUUCAAACUCUCCUGACCCAAUCAAGUCUUCUAUCUUGCGCGAGUCGGGUAUGGGUUGGAAUUCACAAUCAAGUGGCUCCCUUUCUUCUUCCUCUAGCGGAGGGUCCAUUACCUCUCCACUUCGUAUCUCGAAACGAGAUUCUCCAGGACGUCCAAGAGGACCUGCGAUUGCCCGCCGUUCCUCAUCAAGCUAUAAACAUGUUCAUAACAACAACCUUGUUUCGAAGUCUCCCUUUAAAUCACAGAUCCCAACCCCGUCUACCUCAUCCAAUCGUCCAAUCUCCAUCACUUUUCCGACCUCGUCGCCCACCCGACGGGUCUCAGGUGAGAAGCGACCUCGUCCUUCAUCUCUUUAUGAGCAAGCAGAAAACGAGAACGAGCGUCCUUUUGCUUUAAAACGAGAACGCAGACAAAGUAAAGGUUUCCAAAAUCUCAUCGAAAAGGAACCCGUCACCAAGAGUCCUUUCAAGUUGCGUCAACGCACGAGCUCCGGUUCCCGACCUUCAACCUCGCCUAUCCCCGUGCCUCUCACCAGAGCACCUUUGGCUACCUUUACGCCUUCCGCCACCUCAAUACAGCCUCCCGCCUCACUUAGUGCACCUCCUCCUCCUGCGAUAAGCCCAGGUCCCUCGCCAGGUCGUUCAUCUCUCGUUUCAAAGAGGAUGCAUGGUCCUCGUCUCAGUGGUGGCGGGAAAAGGGAACGCCGAAAAACGGUCACUUUUGACGAACGGUGUGAUGUUGUCGAGUUCGACCGUGAGGAGGAAACAGAUGAAGAAGCUUUAGAAAUGGACGAAGAUGAUAAUGCUCAAGAUGACGCUGAUGAUCCAUUUUUCCGAGCAACUGGGCAUUCGGGGGAUCACGCCCAUGAGGAAGUAAUGGACCAAAAUGAGUCCUACGAAAGUAUCCAACUAUCGGACACGGGGAGUCCAAGUGCUACCCCUUCUCUGAUGGCCUUGGAUCCCGAUACCAGCAUAACUGGCCUUGUGGAGGAGAUUUUUUUCUCGCCCAAUGCCCGCAAUUUUCUUCCGGACUCUAGCUUUGCAUCUAACGCGAGUACCCCCCCACGAUACUCAGACAUACCCACGGAUUUGGACACUGAAGACGGCGUUCCAUUCGGGAGGAGCCAUCAUGUUGAAAGAUUUAUUCAACACCACCACCAACAACCCUCCCAGACCCAACAACCUCUAGGGUUUUCACCUCAUGACUCUCCCCGCCAUUCACUUUCUCUCCAGCGCAACCAUGCACCUGGCUCGUACCCUUUUAGUUUCAACCUCCCAACACAUGCUUCCCCCCAUGGUCCUCCAGCAACGCCACCUCGUCGCUCUCCCGGCAUGCAAAGCACCCCGCCCUUAGGACGCUCGACACAUUUUGAAAGAAUUAAACAAGCCCGGGAAGAGGAGAAAGAGGAAGACGCUGAUGACGUUAAUCAACUACCACUCAGUCCCUCACCGAUGAAGCAGUCCAGCAGAGAUAUCGCGCAAGAAGAAGGUUUGGUUCCUCGCUUCAGUAUUUUGAACGAAGCCCAAGCGGAAUCCUCUUACAAAUCAACUCCCGAUGGGGGUGCAGACCCUUUCCAACAGUGCUCAUUACAGGAAGAAUCUCCUCCAGAGAUCCACGGUGACGAGUCCGUGGGUUCUGUAAACGUAUCAAUAGGCAACUCCCAAGUCAGUUUCGUCAGCUUGGGAGGGACUGACAUAGGAGCUGAAGCAGAGGGGGACAGUUUCAAUUCAACGGAGGAUUCGCACAGAUACGAAGAAACGGCAGAUGUAGGGGAAGACGAACAGGAACGGUCUCCCUCAUAUCCGGCCUUCCAGCCACCUGUCUUGGCGUGCGUUGCUUCUCCAAUAGGCCGACUGUCUUCCCCGGUAGGGCGUAUCUCCUCGCCUAUUGGACGCGUCACUUCCCCCCUACUUACUGGUGAUCAAAGCCCUAGUAUGGGGGGACGGCCGCGAAUUAACAAGGAGGAGGUGAGGAGAAGGUUGUUGGGACGAAGGAGUGUUGGUAGUCCAAGCCCUGAACUUGGUUCCCCGUCUCCGAGAGAAGAAAAAAGUCCCGAGUGUGAAGCAUCUCAGCUGGCCUCUGAUGUCAACGCUCAGGUUGACGUCAACUCCGAAAGGCUACGAGUGGAAUAUGAAGAAGACAGAGAAAGGGACAGGAUGUCCGUCAUGACCGGCCAGACGGAUUUCAGCACUGAGACGGCGAUUGUUGAGCAAGCAGAGAGGAGAAAUGUGCUUGCCAGUGUCACGGGACAAGACAGAGUGAACGAGCGGGAGUUUGGGUUUCUAAGCACCGGAGAAAGGCUUCAAUUUGAUUUUGGUAGCAAGUUCGGUCUGGGAGGGUUGGGCAUCUCAGACGGUGGCAACGCUGGUUCCGACGAUAAUUUGGAUGUCACGCCAGUGUCAGCGCGUACUAGGGCGGACAGCGUCAGCAGCCGUAGUGUUGGAUCUGGUGAAAUGAAGAUGGGGAACGUAGAUGUGGACAUGGAAAUGAAAAGCGCCCUCGACCGCCUUAUGGAGGACGUUGCUAGUGGGAGGGUCGACGAUUCCAUGAUGACUGACGAAUGCGACGAUUCUUACGACGAAUCCCAAGAUUCACCAAUAUCAGGGCUGUCUCGACCAGCGAUAAUGGAACGCGUGGCGACUGAUACGCCACUUCUUCAUAAUAGUACGGUGGCUGGCAUCUCAAGUAGGACCGUCAGCGACUCCUCGGUGGCCACUAUUCCUCCACAAGUUCCCCCCAAGGAUAAUAUCAAGCAGAGGGAACAAAUGAUCCUCGAACGAAGGCGCGAGGCAAGGCGGAUAACAGAGGAGGAAGAAGAAGCCUUCCGUGCCCCUUCCAAAGGCAAAGCACCUGUGAAGGAUCAACAACAUUUGGGAGUGGGAAGACCCAGUAGACGGCGAAGUAUGAGCACCGGAGAUUUGCUCGACGUCCAUGAUGUUGUAGAAGACGAUCCUCUCGCAGACAGCAUUGAGAAAGAGUUGAGCAAAUUAGUGGAACAACCCAAAAAAAGCAAAUACCAUAUUCGGGAGCGCGGGGCCAUGAUUUACGCUUCCUCGUCUGAGGACAAAAUUUCCCAUAUGCCUGGACCUGGAGACGUUGACGCAGGAAAAGCGUGGAGAGCCGUGCGGCGGCCAUCCGACAUGAACGAAUAUUCAAAGCAGAUCAAAGAAUACCGUGCAAAGGAAAAUCUUGGGAAGGCAUAUGGCAAAGUCUUCGUCAAAGUGCUAGGUGUGAAAGGUGUUCAUUUGCCGCUCCCGGACCAAGCGACCACAAUUACUUGCACACUGAACAACGGAAUUCAUUUCGUUACUACCCCGGAAUGCCAAUUAAGCCAGGAUUGCCGCAUCGAUCAAGAAUUCGAAUUAAUUGAACAUAGCAAGUUGGAGUUCACCUUGACUAUUAAAGUGAGGCGGGAUCCGCACAUAAUUUCUCAAUUCAAGGCAUUGGCACCCGCGCCUCCACCUCCGGCACCAGUACCACCUCCAGUCGUCCAAACAGCCUCGAAGAGUAGCGGAAUGCGAAGUUUCUUUUCCUCAUCGCCUAAAAAGUCAAAAGAAAAGGUCGCUCAACCUCCUCCUCCAGCCCCAGCCCCUACCUCGCAACCCCUUCAGCGGCUGCCAGAAAAUCUCGCUCGGUAUCUGAAACCAGAUGGCACGCUUGCACGGGCCUUCAUUUCUUUCAAAGAUAUAGCAGCCCGAUGCGAUACUAGGCUGUUUGAGACGAGCUAUCCCUUGAUUGGACAGCGGGUUGAACUUGGUGGGAAGUUUUCGACGUUGCAAGUUGGAGAAAUUUUGUUGCAAAUGUUUAGGCUCCCUCCAUUACCCGGCAUUCCCCCAGAUCAACUUCCACAAAGCUUGGACGAUUGUCAUCGUGGACUGAGGCAUAUCAACUGGCACAAGGUGACAUACUUCCAAGGUACAUUGACCCAGAGUGGCGGUGACUGUAGCACCUGGCGUAGACGACACUUGCGUGUCGUUGGUGCCAAUCUGGUGGCCUUCAACGACGUGACAAAGAAAGCUACCGCGACCAUCGACCUCAAGAAAGCGAUCGCGGUCGAAGACGACCAAGAGGCGCGUAAAAAUGCGCUAAGUUCAUCCGCUGGAUCAAAUCCUCGUAGCAGCCGGUAUGCUGACGAGUACGACGGUCUAUACGGCGUGGAGAGAUCUUUCCGAUUAAUCUUCCCCCAUGACGAAGAAAUUAUCUUCUUUGCUGAUACGGAUGAAGAAAAGGCCAGAUGGUUGGAAGUUUUACGCGCCUUGGUUGGCCGCAUACCACCACACCCGUUGUGGGCUGAACUUCUUUGGCAGCGACACGAGGAGAUAACGAAACGAAAUCAAGCGGCUCAGCAAACAAUCCUCCCUUCGUCGCGGUAG
Molecule: messenger RNA, 4410 nt
Organism: Laccaria bicolor S238N-H82
Lineage: Eukaryota; Fungi; Basidiomycota; Agaricomycetes; Agaricales; Hydnangiaceae
Exons: 9
Coding region: 1-4410 (1469 amino acids)
Molecular function (GO): GTP binding
Source: RefSeq, a predicted model, not a curated record